CACAACACAACAGCCAGUCCUUAUUUGCUUUGCUCAAAGCAAGGGAUCAAAAAUCAAACACACUUUCUAUGGUGCGGCUGCCGACAAAGCUGCUGCGUCACCAUCUGCCGGCGGCAACAUUGCUGCUCUUACUUGUGGGGCUCAGCGUGGCGCUGCUCGAUGCUUGGCGACGCGUCGAUGAGCUGCAGCAGGAGCUGGCGCUUGCCAGUCGCUCUCCUCUCGCGGGAGCAGCAGGAACAGAGCAGGACGUUGCCGCGCUCCUCGAGCAAGACACAGAUGCAAGAAGGUCGGGCGUGGUCUUGGCCGACCAGAGUGCUGUCUGUGGUGUCACGGGGACCAAGCUCGCACAGCCGCAGCACCAUCUGGCUGUCGUCAUCCCAUUCCGGGAUCGCCACGACGAGCUGAUGGCCAUCAUUCCCGCACUAAGCCGGUUCCUCACGCGCCAGCAGGUCGGAUUUACAAUCUGGAUUGUCAACCAGGUCGACGGGCUGCGUUUCAACCGAGGAGCGCUCAUCAAUGUCGGGUUUUUGUACGCCACGGGCCGGCGAGUCUGGCCUGGGUUUCCACCCAUCCUUGGUGGUGGCAAGGACAAUCCUGCAGACGUAGGGAUUCCGCCAGGAGAAAAAGGCGGCGGUCGCACGGAGAGUCCCGCCCUCAAUCCAUUGUUUGCCGAGCCCGCAAGUGGCUGCCGCCCGAAAGUUGCGACAUACUUUGCAAUGCACGAUGUGGAUCUCAUCCCGUUGCACUCGCUGCUGCGCUACUUUUACCCGGGAUCCGACAAGCGCGCUUACCACGUGUCACCCCCGCACCUGCAUCCAAAGUACCAUUACAGGGAUUUCGUUGGCGGGAUUCUCAUCGCUUCCAACGGCCUGUUCAAUGCCAUCAACGGCAUGUCAAACAACUUUUGGGGCUGGGGCCGCGAAGAUGACGAGCUGUUCAAACGACUGCAAGAGGCCGAGGUUGUUAUUGCUGCGCCGGAUGUGAAAAUUGCCCCCGAGCAAGCCUUCCGACACAACCACGAUAACCGAAGAGUCCGGGAUCGAAACUACACGAGAGAGCAGGUAGAAAUGCUUCGCCAACGCGACUCUGUGAGCGGUUUGAACUCAGUCUUGUUUAACACGACUGCUGGGAGGCGAUUGUCGGUCGAUGGCUGGCCAGCAUUCGUCAUUGACGUCGAGUUGCAGUGCAACAUUGCGACCACGCCCUGGUGUCUCCAAAAAAGCAGUUAGUGUUUCGUUGACAGAAGCAGCA
Molecule: messenger RNA, 1251 nt
Organism: Capsaspora owczarzaki ATCC 30864
Lineage: Eukaryota; Filasterea; Ministeriida; Capsasporidae
Product: beta1,4-galactosyltransferase 7
Exons: 1
Coding region: 69-1229 (386 amino acids)
Biological process (GO): proteoglycan biosynthetic process; carbohydrate metabolic process
Molecular function (GO): xylosylprotein 4-beta-galactosyltransferase activity
Source: RefSeq, a predicted model, not a curated record